UGGCUCGAGCCCACCUCAUGCAUCUGUCCAUUUCCUCGGCCUCGUCCCCCCAGGCCAGGCUCCUAUGAUCUCUUCCUUCCACACCCUCUCUUCUUGGAGACAUCCCCCUGAGGUCUGGUCUUCAGUGUCCAAUGAGGAAACUUGCAGCAAAGUUCCGGAACACAUCUAAGCACGAUGUUAGCCCAGAGGGUUCUGAGGCUGCCCGUACUACGCACUUUUGUAGCUACGAAUCCAUUUAUCCCGGGACUCAGCCCCACCGAUUCGUUUCCGGACCGUAUAAAGGUUCUUCACGACUGCCCAAACGCUGCCGUCGAUACUUGCUUCAUCCAUGGACUCACCAGCAAUCGUGACUCAACCUAGACAGCCGAAGGACAGCUCCAGCCUUGGCCCCAAGCUCUUCUCCCCUCCAGGAUCCGCAGAUCACGCAUUUUAACCUAUGGAUAUGACGCAUAUAUAACCCGCGGACUAGGUACCGUUGCAACGUCCAACAGACUGAUCGACCACGCUUCGAACUUCUUGAACGACCCGACAACGAACAGGGCCGCAUACAAUGCUGUACAGAGGCCGCUGAAUUUCGUGGCCCACAGCCUCGGAGGUCUUGUUUGCAAGGAAACGAUUUUGACGUCACGGAACAACCCUGAAAACACCUCAAAGCUGUCUUCGCCGCCACAAGAGGGAUCAUUUUCAUGGGCACUUCGCACACCGGGAGCUGGAUGGCCGACUGGGCAUCUAUCCCUACGAAAGCUCUUGGCAUCAUCAAGUCAUCCAAUCCAUCAUUGCUGAAAACCCUACAGACCAAUGAUCAAUUUCUCGAAUCGAUUCAACAAAGGUUCCUGGCCAUGCUUCGUGAUGUCCCAAACAGUCGCAGCGGCAUAGAAAUAACCUGCUUUUAUGAGGAACUACCUCUGGCGAUGGCUGGAAAAGUGGUAUCCAAGAAGUCUGCGACGUUUCCUGGGUACAAUGUAAUUGGCAUCCAUGCCAACCACCGAGAUAUGGUCAGAUUUUUCAAAUGAUGAAGAGACUGGCUUCACCAGGGUUGUGGAUGGGCUGCUCCGUUCGGAG
Messenger RNA from Cladophialophora immunda, 1062 nucleotides. RefSeq lists its product as uncharacterized. NCBI's taxonomy places the organism in Eukaryota, Fungi, Ascomycota, Eurotiomycetes, Chaetothyriales, Herpotrichiellaceae. The record is from RefSeq and is a predicted model, not a curated record. Bases 687 to 1013 code for a protein of 108 amino acids. The transcript has a single exon.